Messenger RNA from Penicilliopsis zonata CBS 506.65, 883 nucleotides. RefSeq lists its product as hypothetical. Gene Ontology annotation, biological process: protein transport; endosome transport via multivesicular body sorting pathway; late endosome to vacuole transport. NCBI's taxonomy places the organism in Eukaryota, Fungi, Ascomycota, Eurotiomycetes, Eurotiales, Aspergillaceae. The record is from RefSeq and is a predicted model, not a curated record. Bases 64 to 732 code for a protein of 222 amino acids. Gene Ontology annotation, cellular component: ESCRT III complex; multivesicular body. The transcript has 6 exons.
UUGACGCUUGAUGUCACUGCGAGAGACUACCUUAUCUGUGUAUUUUUUGUUUCUACAAUCGAGAUGAAUAUCGUCGAGUGGGCAUUCGGAAAGCGCAUGACGCCUGCGGAGCGUCUUCGCAAGCACCAGAGAGCGCUCGAGAGGACACAGCGUGAACUCGACCGGGAAAGAGUCAAAUUGGAGAACCAGGAGAAGAAGCUGGUCCAAGACAUCAAGAAGAGUGCCAAGAAUGGCCAAAUUGGUGCCUGCAAGAUCCAGGCCAAGGACUUGGUUCGGACGAGAAGAUACAUCCAGAAAUUCCAUCAAAUGCGCACUCAGCUACAGGCCAUCUCACUACGCAUCCAGACUGUGCGGAGCAACGAGCAAAUGAUGCAGUCUAUGAAGGGGGCCACAAUGCUUUUGGGUAGUAUGAACCGGCAGAUGAAUCUUCCCGCCCUACAACGUAUUGCCAUGGAGUUUGAACGGGAGAACGAGAUCAUGGAUGAACGCCAAGAGAUGAUGGAUGACGCUAUCGACGAAGCGACUGGUAUUGACGAUGAAGAAGAGGGAGAGGAAAUCGUCAAGGAGAUUCUUGACGAAAUUGGCGUCGAUUUAAACCAGUCGCUCGGGGAGACUCCUACUGGUAUACAGAGUACUGCAGUCGGAGAAACGCGGGUUGCCCAAGCUAUUGGUGGCGGGCCGACCACGAGCGACGAUGAUCUCCAAGCCAGACUUGACAGCCUGCGGCGAUGAAAGCUGCAAUAAUACACUGACAUUUUCAUUACUGUCAUUCCGCGGUUGUUUUCUCUACUUGUUCUAUACGAUGCCUUGGGAAUAGGGGUCUGAUGGGUUGCAGACCCAGUUUGAUUUGGAUUCGUUUUUUAGGGGAACUCACCUUGCUUGU